CUCGUUUCUCUCCUUAGCCACCAAGAAACCUAUUACUCUACAUAAAACCAUAACAAGCUUCUUUACUUUUUAAGCUUUAAUCUCCCAUCUGCAAGAACAAGAACUUGCUACACAAAAACACACGUUUCAGGUUCCAGAGUUUGUGAAGAUAUGAGUGCAGACUGGGGACCUGUGAUUGUAGCAGUAGCUCUGUUCAUUCUACUCUCACCAGGAUUGCUCUUUCAGCUACCGGCAAGGACAAGAGUGAUGGAGUUUGGUAACAUGAGCACAAGCGGCAUUUCGAUUUUGGUCCACGCCAUUAUAUAUUUCUGUAUACUGACUAUCUUGAUCAUUGCCAUACAAAUUCACAUCCAUUUCUGAUAUUUUAGUGUAACACAGAUAAGCUUCUUUGGAUUCAAAGUUUGCCUUUUUCCGCUAUUUUACUUUGAUAAUCUCUGAUUCUUGGGUAAUAGUGUUUCAAACAGAUUGACAACAAAUGGUUGUAUACAAAUAAAUAAUCUGUAAUUUUGUAUUUUCCUACAUUUAAUUUCGAACCUUGAAGUACUUCCCAUCACAAAACAAUUAGUAUAAGACAUUUGUGAGCUCUU
Molecule: messenger RNA, 587 nt
Organism: Brassica oleracea var. oleracea
Lineage: Eukaryota; Viridiplantae; Streptophyta; Magnoliopsida; Brassicales; Brassicaceae
Exons: 1
Coding region: 151-360 (69 amino acids)
Source: RefSeq, a predicted model, not a curated record